Messenger RNA from Sphaeroforma arctica JP610, 1136 nucleotides. RefSeq lists its product as hypothetical. The transcript is spliced from 6 exons. The record is from RefSeq and is a predicted model, not a curated record. Gene Ontology annotation, cellular component: membrane. Bases 194 to 979 code for a protein of 261 amino acids. NCBI's taxonomy places the organism in Eukaryota, Ichthyosporea, Ichthyophonida.
GAAAUUACGAUGCGACUACAAAGAUGCUGUGGAAGGCUUCUCCCGAACACAAGUGAAUAUUCGCUCAAGCAUUAAGUCGUAUAAAAGCUCUAUCACCGAAUUAAAAAACUGUAUAGAGGAUUCUGAACUGCCAGAUGACCGAAAACAAAAAGUGCUGAAAGCCUUGAAAGACAAAUCUCGUUUAGGUGCCGACAUGGAGAAAAUAUUGCCCAAGAAAUCAAGUUUACUCCUUCAACUGGCCAUCGGAGAUGUCAACGUCACACUACCACGAAUGGGAGAUCGCAUACUGUACAAAACUGCAUACGAAGACUUUAAACUGCGGAUGUCCUUCGUAGCUUUAUCCUUUAUGGGUAUGAGUCUUGUAUUGAAUUGGAAGGGGGUCGGUCACCGGCCGCUGACAUUCUUAUUCCAGGUGUUUUUGGUUUGGUACUAUUCCACAAUUACAUUACGAGAGCAUAUUCUCAUCGCUAAUGGGUCCAAAAUCAGAAGUUGGUGGCUGUGGCACCAUUAUCUAUCCAUAAUUGUGGUGUGUUUGCUGGUUAUAUGGCCGAAUGGCUGGGCCAUGCGAGAAUUUUUACGAGGGUUUGAAUGGUUCUGCUUCUAUGUAGCUUUCAUCCAGCUGAUGGAGUUUCAAUACCAACGUCGCCGCAUGUACACUUUGAAUGCGCUCGGUAAAGAAGACAAUAUGCGGCCUAUCGGAGAAGGAGUGUCGUGGAAUUCCAGUCUGUCUGUUCUCGUACCGUUCCUUCUCUUUGGGCAAGUCUGGCAACUGUAUCAAGGUUAUGUGCUCUAUGCACUCGCACGUGACCAGAGAUGCCACGAAUGGGUGGUUCCCGUGAUGUCUGUGCUGAUGCUGAUUCUAGGAGUGGGUAACCUGUACACUACACUGACCAGCGCCAAGCAGAAGUUCGGUUUGUUGGCUAAGGCACGGGACUUACCCGAAUUAAAGGUCGUCGACGCAUCCGCGCACACGCCAUAAAGCGGGUUCAGUCCAGCGCCGGUCUAUUAAGGUCAAAUACAUUGCUCCUGAUGGUUUUCUGCGUUGUUGAAGGCUUUAUUAUUUUUUAUCGAUAAAAACUGGUCGUGCUCAGGAGCAUAUUUCUCGCUGUCUCCGCCGAAUAUAACUUAUACAAAGC